This is a messenger RNA of Juglans microcarpa x Juglans regia, 1003 nucleotides long. RefSeq names its product ethylene-responsive transcription factor ERF010-like. The transcript has a single exon. NCBI's taxonomy places the organism in Eukaryota, Viridiplantae, Streptophyta, Magnoliopsida, Fagales, Juglandaceae. The coding region runs from base 200 to 703 and encodes 167 amino acids. The record is from RefSeq and is a predicted model, not a curated record. Gene Ontology annotation, biological process: regulation of DNA-templated transcription. Gene Ontology annotation, molecular function: DNA-binding transcription factor activity; DNA binding.
GGAGUAGCAUGAAAUGAAAUACAACCGGCCCUCUCUCUCUCUCUCUCUCCCUGUCUCUCUCAAAAAGGGCGUGUCUUGAACUCGUUUUCUAGUUUUUGUAUUUUCAUGAAGAUUCACUCCCUCCCUCUGUGAUUCUCAGGAAAAUUCUUAGAGAGAGAAAGAGAGGGAGAGAGAGGGAGAGGGCAACAGUGUUACAGAGAUGGAAGGAGGUGGUGGAGGAGGAGAGAGGGAGGAGAAUAGGAGGAAGAGAGGGGUGGAGAUGUGCGAGAGGCCGUACAAGGGGAUAAGGAUGAGGAAGUGGGGCAAGUGGGUGGCCGAGAUUAGGGAACCCAAUAAGCGCUCCAGGAUUUGGCUCGGCUCCUACUCCACCCCAGUCGCCGCCGCUCGGGCCUACGACACAGCCGUCUUUUAUCUUAGGGGGCCUUCCGCUCGCCUCAAUUUCCCCGAGUUCUUGGCAGGAGAAGCGCUCUGCGGAGACAUGUCGGCCGCUUCCAUUAGGAAGAAGGCGACCGAGGUCGGCGCGCAAGUCGACGCGGUGGAGACGGCUCUGCAUCAUCAGCCACAACAACAUCGUGACCACCACGCAUCGGCGGCGGCAGCGGUGACAAGCGAGUUCAACUCUUGCGGAGGGUUCGUGGAGCGGGUCGACUUGAAUAAGUUGCCCGACCCAGAUUAUUCUGACGGGGAGUGGGAAGGGAACUGAAGAGGAAAGCCUCUUUCCUUUUCGUUCGUUUCCUCCUUUUCUUUUUUUUUUUUAAAUAUUUUAAUUUGUAGGAUGGUGGUUGCUAACAUGCGCUAGGGAGGUAUGUCACUGAAGGCUGAAGAAAUGAUGAGGCCCUCUGUUAAUUACUAGUGCAGUGCACCUUUUGUGUUAGCAACAGCUUCUCUAUUUCCCUUUUUAAAUAAUUAUUUCUCUUCUAUUUUGCUUUUACUUUUAAUCAGAUCAGAUGAAAUUUUGGCCUUUUGUAAAAAUUGGUAAAUGUAUAUUAAGUAUUUAUCAGCA